Messenger RNA from Syngnathus typhle (broad-nosed pipefish), 824 nucleotides. It is a transcript of the gene rab38c, whose product is annotated as RAB38c, member of RAS oncogene family. Bases 1 to 621 code for a protein of 206 amino acids. Lineage: Eukaryota; Metazoa; Chordata; Actinopteri; Syngnathiformes; Syngnathidae. Gene Ontology annotation, cellular component: trans-Golgi network; Golgi apparatus; vesicle. Gene Ontology annotation, biological process: vesicle-mediated transport. Gene Ontology annotation, molecular function: GTP binding; GTPase activity. The record is from RefSeq and is a predicted model, not a curated record. The transcript is spliced from 4 exons.
AUGCAGCGUGAGCUCCUAUUCAAGGUGUUGGUGAUCGGGGACCUGGGCGUGGGUAAAACAUCCAUCAUCAAGCGCUACGUGCACCACAUCUUCUCGCAACACUACCGCGCCACCAUCGGCGUCGACUUCGCCCUUAAGGUGCUCCAGUGGGACCGGGAUACCGUCGUCCGACUGCAGCUCUGGGACAUUGCCGGACAGGAGCGCUACGGCAACAUGACACGCGUCUACUACCGAGAAGCGGUGGGAGCGCUGGUGGUCUUUGACAGCACGCGAGCGUCCACAUUUGACGCCGUGCUCAAGUGGAAGGACGACCUGGACUCAAAGGUGAGGCUGAGCCACGGGAAGCCCGUUCCCGCCGUGCUCUUGGCCAAUAAAGCUGACCAAGCGUCAUGCCUGCAACCCCGACUGGACGCCUUCUGCAGAGACAACGGUUUUGUCGGCUGGUUCCAGACCUCGGCCAAGGAAAACAGCAACAUCGAGGAGGCCGCUCACUGCCUGGUGGAGCACAUCCUGGGCAACGAGGAGAGUCCCCCGACUGAGCGAGAGCCCGCCACGCUGCUCCUGUCGGGAUACGCCAACGCCACCAAGGAGCACCUCAGCUGUUCGUCAUGUCCCAAAUGAUGAGACACGUCCUGGCCAAUCACAGACAAGCAGGAAGUGGAUCAGGGACUAUAGCAGUUCUAAAAAGAAUCUAUUCAGCAUUUAACUGAAUGUGAAAAAUAUGAAAGGUGUCUGCCUAAGUUGUAAAUUAUGUGAAAGUGUUGCUUUAUAAUGAGAGGAAUUAAUUAUUAAACACAUGUUCAUGGCAUGCUGAUUUUGUUCAA